Molecule: messenger RNA, 2028 nt
Organism: Nicotiana tabacum (common tobacco)
Lineage: Eukaryota; Viridiplantae; Streptophyta; Magnoliopsida; Solanales; Solanaceae
Product: trans-cinnamate:CoA ligase, peroxisomal
Source: RefSeq, a predicted model, not a curated record
CUCUUACACAAACUACAAAGCCUAUCUUUAGCUCUCCAUAUACAAAGUCGCAAACCUUUUUCCGAAAGCAGAGCAUUUUAUUAAUAGAAAAAAGUAAUUCAACUUUGGCUUUUCGAUCCCAUGGACAGGUUACCUAAAAAUGGAGCUAAUUUUGUGCCUCUUACUCCUCUAACCUUCUUAACCAGAGCCUCCAACUCUUACACCACACGCACCUCUGUUAUUUAUGCCAAUGUCCGCUUCACUUGGCGUCAAACCUACGAGCGUUGUUGUCGUCUCGCUUCUUCGCUCAGGUCCUUAAACAUUGUCAAGAAUGACGUGGUCUCGGUCCUGGCACCAAAUGUACCGGCCAUGUUAGAAAUGCAUUUUGCUGUGCCAAUGGCAGGGGCUGUGCUGAACACCAUCAACACUAGGCUAGACCCUAGAAACGUUGCCCUCAUUCUCAAGCACUCAGAAGCUAAGGUCUUUUUUGUUGACUAUGAAUACGUCGACAAAGCUAAAAAGGCCCUUGAAAUUCUAAUGUCCGACUUGGAAAUGCCAAUGCCUCUCAUUGUUGUAAUUGAUGACCUCGACUCCCCCACUGGAAUCCGGUUAGGGGAGCUCGAAUACGAGCUAUUGGUGUACCAAGGCAACCCUGAAUAUGUCCCUGAAAAUAUUGAUGAUGAAUGGGAUCCGAUCACUUUGAGCUAUACAUCAGGUACAACUUCAGAGCCAAAGGGAGUUGUGUACAGCCACAGAGGUGCAUUCUUGAGCACUUUGAGUUUAAUUUUGGGAUGGGAAAUGGGUACGGAGUCCGUGUACUUAUGGUCCCUCCCAAUGUUUCACUGCAAUGGGUGGACUUUCACAUGGGGAAUUGCUGCAAGAGGAGGGACCAAUGUCUGCAUCCGUAAUACUACCGCACAAGAAAUUUACUCCAACAUAACGCUGCACAAAGUUACGCAUAUGUGUGCAGCACCUAUUGUUCUCAACAUAAUCCUCGAGGCCAAGCCACAUGAGCGGUGCCAAAUAACAGCCCCAGUCCAAAUACUGGUGGGAGGUGCACCCCCACCAGCUCCACUUCUCGAGAAAAUCGAGAGACUAGGGUUCCACGUGGUCCACGCCUAUGGCCUCACUGAGGCCACAGGACCAGCGCUCGUGUGCGAGUGGCAAUCCAAGUGGAAUAAAUUACCAUGGGAAGAACAAGCCAAGUUGAAGGCAAGACAAGGCCUCGGCAUACUGACACUUGCUGAUGUUGAUGUGAAGAACUUCAAGACUAUGCAAAGUGUGCCUCGUGAUGGAAAAACAACAGGGGAAAUAUGCCUGAGGGGAAGCAGCAUAAUGAAAGGGUACUUAAAGAAUGAAAAGGCAAAUUCAGAAGUUUUCAAGAAUGGUUGGUUUUUCACAGGAGAUAUGGGAGUGAUUCACUCUGAUGGUUACUUGGAAAUCAAAGACAGAUGCAAAGAUGUAAUCAUUUCGGGUGGAGAGAACAUCAGCAGCGUCGAAGUAGAAAGUGCAAUACUGAAACAUCCAAGUGUAAUAGAGGCAUCUGUUGUGGCAAUGCCACAUCCUAGAUGGGGUGAAAGUCCAUGUGCCUUUGUUAUAUUGAGGGAAACCUCCAAAUUUAAAGAAGCAGAGAUCAUAGCACAUUGUCGGAAGAACUUGCCUGGAUUCAUGGUUCCAAAGAAGGUUAAAUUUGUGGAAGAGUUGCCCAAAACUGGAACAGGGAAAGUGCAGAAAAACAUAUUGAGAGCAGUGGCAAAGACAUUUGUGAUAACGGAAAAUGCAAAUCAAACAACCAAAAAGUCAAGCCAAAUCAACAGGGAAAAGCCUCGAGCUUACGAUCAGAGUCAUGAGCAGAUUCUUGCUUUGUCUCGUCUUUAGAGAUUGAAUAAAUGCUUAAAGAAAGACUUGUACAAAAGACUUGCAGCUGUUUGAAUACUUUUACUUGGAGUAAUAUUUUUUUUUUUUGGUUGCCAUUCAGUUUUUUAUUUCAGAGAAUCAAUGUAAAAUCACAUCUCUAAUUUCAGUUAACCAUGUAAGUUGUCUUCCUUA